This is a messenger RNA of Drosophila bipectinata, 1802 nucleotides long. RefSeq names its product dihydrolipoyl dehydrogenase, mitochondrial. Gene Ontology annotation, molecular function: flavin adenine dinucleotide binding; dihydrolipoyl dehydrogenase (NADH) activity. The record is from RefSeq and is a predicted model, not a curated record. Lineage: Eukaryota; Metazoa; Arthropoda; Insecta; Diptera; Drosophilidae. Gene Ontology annotation, cellular component: oxoglutarate dehydrogenase complex; mitochondrion.
GAUAAACGCCGUUUGAUGACCCACCAUCACUCUUAUCAACGAAAUCCCAGACACUCUAUUAACUCACCGUAUUUUCAGACACCUCUGCGCUCCAAUGCCGCCAUUCUUGGUGCCCUGAAUGCCCGCUACUACUCCGCCACACACGAGGCUGAUAUUGUGGUAAUUGGCUCCGGACCUGGUGGCUAUGUGGCCGCCAUCAAGGCCGCCCAGAUGGGCAUGAAAACUGUCAGUGUGGAAAAGGAGGCUACCCUGGGUGGCACCUGCCUCAACGUUGGCUGCAUUCCCUCCAAGGCACUGUUGAACAACUCACACUACUACCACAUGGCCCACUCCGGGGAUUUGGCUAGUCGUGGCAUCAACUGCGGCGAGGUCUCGCUCGAUCUGGAGAAGCUCAUGGGUCAGAAGACGAAUGCUGUAAAGGCCCUCACCGGAGGCAUUGCCAUGCUCUUCAAGAAGAACAAGGUUACUCAACUGACGGGCUUCGGCAGCAUCGUUAAUCCCAACGAGGUCCAGGUGAAGAAAUCCGACGGCACCACGGAGACUGUUAAAACCAAGAACAUCCUGAUCGCCACCGGUUCUGAGGUUACACCCUUCCCUGGAAUUGAUAUCGAUGAGGAGGUGAUUGUCAGCAGCACUGGUGCUUUGAAGCUGGCCAAGGUUCCUAAGCACUUGGUUGUGAUCGGUGCCGGUGUUAUUGGACUCGAGCUGGGAUCGGUGUGGUCGCGUUUGGGCGCCGAGGUGACUGCAGUGGAAUUCAUGGACACCAUUGGUGGUGUUGGCAUCGACAAUGAGGUCUCCAAGACUUUCCAGAAGAUUCUCACCAAGCAGGGUCUCAAGUUUAAGCUGGGAACCAAGGUGACGGCAGCUUCUCGCAGCGGCGAUAAUGUCACCGUGGCCGUCGAGAACGCCAAGUCCGGUGAGAAGGAGGAGCUGCAGUGCGACGCCCUUCUGGUCAGUGUGGGUCGUCGCCCAUACACCGAAGGUCUGGGCCUGGAUGCCGUUGGUAUUGUUAAGGACGACCGCGGCAGGAUUCCCGUCAACGCCACCUUCCAAACGGUGGUGCCCAACAUCUAUGCCAUUGGCGACUGUAUUCACGGACCCAUGUUGGCGCACAAGGCCGAGGACGAGGGCCUCAUUACCAUUGAGGGCAUCAACGGCGGCCAUGUCCAUAUCGACUACAACUGCGUGCCCAGCGUUGUUUAUACGCAUCCCGAAGUCGCGUGGGUGGGCAAGUCCGAGGAGCAGCUGAAGCAGGAGGGUGUCGCCUACAAGGUUGGCAAGUUCCCCUUCCUGGCCAACUCCCGUGCUAAGACCAACAACGAGACCGAUGGUUUCGUGAAGGUUCUGGCCGACUCAGCCACCGACAAGGUUCUGGGCACCCACAUCAUUGGACCCGCUGCCGGAGAGCUGAUCAACGAGGCCGUGCUGGCUAUGGAGUACGGAGCUGCUGCUGAGGAUAUUGCCCGCGUCUGCCAUGCUCAUCCGACCUGCGCUGAAGCUUUGCGUGAAGCCAACGUUGCGGCUGCGUUUGGAAAGCCCAUCAACUUCUAAACAAUUCUCCACCACCCCUGCCAGCUUUGGAGGUAUCUGCACCGCGUUUAGAAAUCAUUUUUUAAAUUCUGCAAAACCCCCAAUUUCGAAAAUUAAUCUGACAGCCGAAGCCGAAAGUCUCCGCAUAUUUGUAGCUCUUAAUGUUGGAAACAGUAAAGUGGAAACUAUAUUUAAUGGAAACGAGCGCCAGGCGUUAUUUGAAAUGUAAUAUGUGUAUUAAGAUAGAAUAAAAUAUACAGUUUGAAACUCAA